Messenger RNA from Anoplophora glabripennis (Asian longhorned beetle), 469 nucleotides. RefSeq names its product NADH dehydrogenase [ubiquinone] 1 beta subcomplex subunit 2, mitochondrial-like. The transcript has 3 exons. The coding region runs from base 109 to 390 and encodes 93 amino acids. Gene Ontology annotation, cellular component: mitochondrial inner membrane. The record is from RefSeq and is a predicted model, not a curated record. NCBI's taxonomy places the organism in Eukaryota, Metazoa, Arthropoda, Insecta, Coleoptera, Cerambycidae.
GUCUGUCAAACUGUUAAAUGGCAGCUGUCAGCUGAUUCAAAACGUCAAAUUGUCUAAUGUCUAUAGAAAAUUAAAAAUUUAGUAUUAAUUUGCAAAUAUAUAAGCAAAAUGUUAAUUUCAAGAGGCCUUUCAGUCCUUACAAGAUUAAAUAAUUUAAAUAAUGUCACAGUACUUAACCAACCUAUUAGAAAUGGCCAUCACUGGAAUUAUAGAAAAGCACGACCGACACCACCCCGAAAUAUGGUACUGAUGGCAGAACUAAUCCAGGGGUUUGCUUGGUGGUGGGUUUUAUGGCAUUUAUGGACCGAACCAGGACAUGUUUUCGGUGAAUUUGAAUACCCAGAUGCUUCAAAGUGGACGGAUGAUGAAUUGGGAAUUCCAUCAUCUUAAAGUAUUUUAGACAAUUUAGUUUCUUGUAGCUAUGUAAAAUUAUUAAUAAAAUUCUAUGAAAUACAUUUUUUUUAACAUU